AUGCUCGCCAUGGAUGCAGCAGUCGAUCGGUCAUGCUACACUUGUCGCAACCGGCGUAUCCAAUGCGACCAGACCGGUGUGCCGUGCGCCAAGUGCACGAAGGCCGGCCUGGAAUGCUUCGAUAAACGGCCGUUCCGAUGGGUCAAAGGCGUGGCGAUCCGCGGCAGGAUGCAGGGCGUAUCCUACGAUGGCAAUAAGCCUGCGAAGAGCUCUGCGAAUGGUCAAUUGGCUGUGGUGAAGACGAAUGCUACCCGUCGGGGCCAGCGCAAAAAGAGUGAUACUUUUGAUAUUACAACGCCUUUGCCUUUUUUGAUGCAAGAUCCAUCAAAAUAUAUGUUGGAUCAAAAGUCGCAAUAUUAUGUCGACUAUUUUAAUGACCGAAUAUGCAAGCUUUUCAUUGUAUACGACAGCGACAGAAACCCAUUCAGAGGUCUGAUCCCUCUAGGCUACCAAGACCCAGUCCUCAUGAAGGCACUUCUUGCACUUGCAGCCCGCCACCAUGUCAACACUGGCCAAUCUUUCCAACUGACCGAGUUACCGGCCGCGUCUUCGUUCCAGCAGGCCAAUGCAAACAGAGACGCUCUGUCCUUCAAACAACAGGCUAUAGAAGCAUUGACUCACGCCCUCGGUGACCCCAUUCGGUCUAAAAAGGACACCACCGUGGCCAGCAUAUUUCUCUUGAUUUUCCUGGACCUUCUUGAAUCUGGCAGUGAUGGCUGGAAUUUUCAUCUGGAAGGUGCUAAGAAUUUGAUUGCAUCGACUUAUCUACAUCCCGAUUGCAAGGCGAGCAUCAAUGAUGGACCAGGUCAGACGGUUCAGGAGAUUCGGAAGUUCAUCACCAAACAGCUACAUUUCAUCGAGACUCUUGGAUCGGCAUAUCUACGCCCAAAACUCUUAUCCCAAGAUUCAAAAUUUGACCCACAAACGAUGCAAUGUCAAGAAUCUACCGAAUCUACCGAAACGUCGUUUCUCGGAUGCCCAGAAUUCCUCUUAACUGUGAUCCAAUCUCUUUCCAUGCAAAGAGAUGGCCUUGCGGAGGCAGAGUGGCCACUCGAUCCCACCACCCUUCAAACCCAUUUGAAAUCCACGACAUCAUUGGUCGAGGCAAUCCGCGGCUUUGACAGCUACGCCUGGGCCUCGAAUCUAAAGCAAUCGCGACAGUCGUCACCGCAGGAGAUUAUCAGUCUAUGCAACUUGUCAGAGUCAUACAAGCUCGGCGCGUCUCUCUAUGCGCGUCGCAUCAUUAGCGCCUUAAAUGGGGAGUCGACCGAGCUGGAUGGUCUGGUCACCGAGCUCUUGGGCGUGAUUGACUCGUUGAAGAAUGACUCAGCAAUAUUUAAGUGUAUACUCUGGCCAAUGUUCGUCGCUGGUUUGGAGUGUCAGUGGCAAGCUCAGAGGGAUUUUCUCGUCGGAUGUAUCGAGAAAUUUUGGGAUAUCACCAACUGUUUGAAUGCUGUGAAUGCUGCGAAGGCUUUGCAGGAGUAUUGGCAAAAGCAAGACUUGGCUGGAGAAUCUCGGCCGCAGUGGAUUUUUAGCAUUGGAAGCUUGGGCCGGGACUGGCUUUGGGUUUAG
Messenger RNA from Penicillium argentinense, 1572 nucleotides. RefSeq names its product Zn(II)2Cys6 transcription factor. Gene Ontology annotation, molecular function: zinc ion binding; transcription cis-regulatory region binding; DNA-binding transcription factor activity, RNA polymerase II-specific. NCBI's taxonomy places the organism in Eukaryota, Fungi, Ascomycota, Eurotiomycetes, Eurotiales, Aspergillaceae. The record is from RefSeq and is a predicted model, not a curated record. The coding region runs from base 1 to 1572 and encodes 523 amino acids. The transcript is spliced from 4 exons. Gene Ontology annotation, cellular component: nucleus. Gene Ontology annotation, biological process: positive regulation of transcription by RNA polymerase II.